GAGUUAUCGAGUGUGCGGUGUGACGACUGUGAUCUCCUGCAGGUGUAUGCUCGAGGUGUCCGGAUAAAGUGCAGUUCAGUAAAAGUUUAAUGAGGCGUAACAGCGUACAUUAGAAAGCAACAGUGACCAAGCGAACACAUCCGAUUUCUUCCGUUUAUGCGCCUCACUCGUACUGUUUUCAGAAUGGUGGUCCGACAUAAUGCCAGUGGUUGGGACGAGUUCGUCAAACUUGCCGAAAGUCUCGAACCCAAGGGUGAACCGGUGCAUGUUUUCUUCAAGGGCGAUAAGGAUGAGAAGGGAGACAGCUGGUGUCCGUACUGCGUCAGAGCGGCCCCGGUUGUGGAGGAAGCACUGCCGUUGGCUCCGGACAAUAGCCACUUCAUCACUGUUGUAAUCGAUCGUCCUUUCUGGAAAGAUCUGAACAACCCUUUCCGCAAGGAUCCUCGGACUCAUCUUGUGUUUUUGCCAACUCUGUUGCGCUGGAAGUCCCCGCAACGAUUGGACGGCGAGCAAGUAUCCAAUAAAGAUUUGGUCGAGAUGCUUCUAUCCGAUGAAGAUUGAAUCAGUUUGACUUCGGAGUAAAAAUCUCUUCAGGUGUUAAAUGGCGUUAAACUGGAAAAGUGUCAUACUUAUAUAUUUUCUAAAAUAAUAAAAUAAAUAUACUGAUUUGAAUUCUAUUCUGCUACAUUAUAUAA
Molecule: messenger RNA, 695 nt
Organism: Armigeres subalbatus
Lineage: Eukaryota; Metazoa; Arthropoda; Insecta; Diptera; Culicidae
Product: thioredoxin domain-containing protein 17
Exons: 3
Coding region: 157-561 (134 amino acids)
Cellular component (GO): cytosol
Molecular function (GO): protein-disulfide reductase [NAD(P)H] activity
Source: RefSeq, a predicted model, not a curated record